Messenger RNA from Scheffersomyces stipitis CBS 6054, 3748 nucleotides. RefSeq lists its product as uncharacterized. Bases 1 to 3711 code for a protein of 1236 amino acids. Gene Ontology annotation, molecular function: protein binding. NCBI's taxonomy places the organism in Eukaryota, Fungi, Ascomycota, Pichiomycetes, Serinales, Debaryomycetaceae. The transcript has a single exon. The record is from RefSeq and is a predicted model, not a curated record.
AUGGGACUUCUCGACCGUUUCAGAUCCGACAAGACGUCGACUUCGGCUUCUUCGAAAUACUCGACCGGCAACACGAGGCCUCAGCCUCCGAAGCUAAACGCAAAGCCCAAACAAAGGGCUUCCUAUUCAGUUUCCGGUAAUGCCUACGCCCAGCAGUUGCAGCCACCCUCGAUCCAGACAUCCCCACGUAUCAACGAACUCAAACACAUGCAGAGUCUGAGCUACUCGGGCUCUGACUUUCUGUCGACCAAUUCCGACUCGUCGUACACUUCUUCGGAUUCGCACAACUACGGAAAUAGGAAAGACGUCUACGGUUCGCAGAUGGCAUCUGCUGCUGCUACCGCUGCUGCAUCGGCUGCAUCUUCUGGUGCAACUUUCGCCAACAAGAGCCUCGGAAAAAGAGUCAGACCUCAAUCGGAGAUGAUGCCUUCUAGAGCACCCAAUCCAGGGCAAGAUGGCUCGAAACUGCUUCCUUCGACUCCUCAGCGUGUCAACAAGCGCGAGAGUCUUGGGGGAUUUUCCAGCAAUGAGGACUUGCCGGUUGUUCCUGUCUUGUCACCGAUCACAUUCUCUUCGCCCUCGUCCUCUCCUUCGUCCAAACUCCGGAAGAAGGCUCCUCCUCCUGACCCGGAAGUUGUUCUCAAGUCGGUUCAGCAUAUGACUUUGCAUGAAGAUGAUGAUGAAGAUGCCACUUUCGAUGCUGCUGACAAUACCUUUGAAGUAGCCUACACUACAGGUGACCCAGGAGUAAGCCAUCCGGUCAGACCUACUGUUAAUACAUUCCUCGGUUCUGAUCAAAGUCAGCAGAACGACUAUUAUUCGCCAGAGUAUCCCGUUUUUGGAAAUGUUGCCAGUAACAACUCCAAUCCUAAUCUAGCACCAUUGGCCGCAGCACCAGAUUCCGCUUUAGACUCUGGCGAAAUCUCAGCCAAGACUGAAGCUACUACUUCGAGCAAGUAUGAAACUUCUUCCGAGGUUGGAAAUGAGGAUGACGAAGAAGAAGACUCAGAGGCAGACGAUUCAUCCGAUAAUAACGUUGAGGAUGCAGACACUGAGGCAUAUAAUACCAACUUGAUGCACCAAGCACCACCUCAGCAACACCCGCAGUACGAUCAAUGGCGCCAGUACUACGCUGGACUUGCUCAGCAGCAACAGCAGCAGCAGCAGUACAUUGCUAACAACAGAGCUUCUAUGUAUGCUGGUAUGCCACCACAACAGCAGUUCUACCCUAAUCCAAAUAUGAACGCUGCGAACAUGCAGAUGCAAAUGAUGCAAAUGCAGCAGUACAUCAACUAUUUACAGCAGCUGCAGCAGCAACAUCCACAAGUUCCCGGAUCUCCAGCAGGAUACGGGCCAAUGCCAGGGAGUUUGAGCAAGAGACAUUCCCAAUCUUCGCUCAGCUUCCAACUGACUGGCUCUCUUCCACGGUCGCAGCUGGCAGUUAGCUUAAGAGCUACGCCUUCUCCACCGGACUCAGAAAACAAGGAAAACAGAAACGACUACUUGCAAUCAUAUCGUAAGGUCCGGAAGUCGGAAGGAGAUUUACUUCAGGACGACAAUGAGCUCGUUUCGAACUCGCGUAGGUCUACUAUUAAGUCCAACAGAUUCCCAUCUGUUCCACAGCUUUCGUCUCGUAGAUCCUCUGGUCUCAGCAACUUACGUUACCCAAAUGGAAAUGCCAGAGUUGCUUCUGUAGACUUGAACUUCAAACCCAAGCAGUAUCAUGCGUAUUACGAGGAUGAAGAAGAACAGGACGGAGGAGUAGCACAUCGUCUUUCUCAGAAGCCUCAGGCUUCGACCUCGGAAGACCAGGACUUGAUGUUGGAUAAGGAAGAUUUCAGACAUAUUUCCGAUUACAGCAGGUUCUUGUUUGAUGACGAAGAGGAUGAUGAAAAUCUCAAGGAUGAUGAGAACAGACAGUUGCCAACGCCUUCUUCAACUGAAGAGAGCUUGAGCAGGCAGGAAUCCAGUGGCCUGACUUCGUCGUUCAACUCCAUCCAGAGUGAAGGCAAAUUUGUAGUAGGCUCUAGCACUGACAAGAAGGGAUCCAAGAAUCUGGCCGACUCGAACUCGUCUAGCACGGACAUGUUGAGCAAGGGCAGAAGGAAGAAGAGUCCUAGUCCAAUAAGAAGCGGCCAGAGUUCUUCAGUAGCAGGGUCUAAUUUAAUUGGAUCUAGCGGAAGCUCUGUAAAUGGCUCUGGUGUAGGUAUCAACCGAGACUUCAUUUCGCCUCCACCUCGUUCUAUGCACAUGGGAAUGGAUGGUAACAUGGGACCUUCUUUUCAGAACCCCAUGUUUAGCCAGAAUACGGAGUAUGCUGGUAGCAUUCAUGGUUCUAGAACGAAUUUGAUGAAUGACAAGAGAUCUCUGAUGAUGGUAAGUUCUCCUAUAAAGUUCGACAUGCAUCUGUUCAGCACUUUGCACAGACCCAUGAUGCCUAUGCAGAGACCACCACUGAUGAUGGGGAUGGCUAUGCAAUCCAGUUCUCCUGUGAAAGUCAGCGACUCCACAAUCAACCAAAAGAUAGAGAACUUCGUAGCCUUGAGACAGGUGAUUGCUGCUGGUAACAAAACUAUUGAGUACAGACUCAAAUGGGUCCAGAUGUUGGUAUCAGCAACGAACUACAAGCUCUAUGCGUACAUUAACAUCAAGGGGGAUCCAAUUUUGCCCGAACAGGUGACCCACAACAAGUCGUUGUUCAUCAAGUCGUCUGUCACCCAUCUUUUGAAGUUGUUGAAGGAGUUUGAGUCUAGAAAGAGUGACAAUGUAGAUGUGGAACUCGAAGUUUACUACAUCUACGCCAGCUUGCUUCGCCAGGACUACUUGAACUUGUACAACCAGGAUUUUGGCAUUGGAAAGGAUAUUCCCCAAGCCAUUGCAUACUACGAAAAGUGUCUUGAGCUCCAUCCUACAGACGGCAAGACUUUGUACAAGUUGGGUGAUAUCUACGAAUACGAGUUUACCGACGAGUUUGACAAGGCUCUUGACUUCUACAAGCGUUCUGGUAAGCUGGGCUAUAAUCGAGCUAUCUACAAGGUAGCUCUCCUUUAUUUGAAUGUCUCCAGUAUUCGUUCCAUCAAGUUCUUUAAGUAUUUGAAGGAUUUGUCCAACAUUGAGUUGAAGGACGUUCAUCUUGAAGAAGAGGACCAGGAGGAGUUGAGCGAAGUUGUGGGCCUUGCAUCUUUCCAAAUCGGAAAAAUCUAUGAAGGUAUCUAUCCAGGGGACUUGACUCCAGAGGAUGAGUUUGUCCAGAGAUCAUUGGAAUUGGCUCCAGUCAACUACGCUAAGAGUUUGUCCUACUACAACAAGUCAGCCAAGUUGAACUGUCUUUUAGCCCAAGUCAAAUUGGGUAGUAUUUACGAGCUUGGGGAGUUGAACAGAGACAAGAAUGCCAACAAGUCCAUUCAAUGGUACUUGAAGGGUGCCACCUCGCCUUUGUCUUUCAGAAGACAUCCUGACGCCAUGUUAGGGUUGAGUAGAUGGAGUUUAAGUGGAAGUGGAGGCUUGUCCAAACACAUUCCUGGACCAAACCCCGAACGUGCUGUGAUGUGGUGCGACAGGGCCAUCAAGGAGUUCAAUACCGCCAGCGCCUUGUUCUUCAUGGGCGAGUUGUCGGAAAUGGGACUCACCGGAUCUAGUGCUGAAGGCUGGUAUACCGCAGCAUACGAAAUGGGCCAUGGAGGUGCCGCACAAAAGUUGGGAAUUGAAUAAUAAAAUCAAAAUCAGGGAGUAAAACAAAAGUGUAUAC